AUGAGAAUCACCAAGGUCCCCUUCGCCGAGGUGGCAGCGGACCUCGCGCGCCCACAGCCCAUCAACUUCAAUACCUCCUUCCACUCCCGCGACGAAGCCACCGAUCUCGUCGACGACGACGACGACGACGAGAACGAGCCCUCCGAGGCGCCCUACAGCUUCAAGCGCUGGCUGCCCCUGAUCCUCCGCAGCCGCGGCCUGCGCCCCGCAGAUGUCCAGGUCGUCAGCCUCUCCCGCCCGCAGGCCAAGCUCCUCCUCGAGGCCAUGGAGGCGUCCGCGCAGCUCGGCCACGUCAACCGCCUCUACCGCGAGGACCUCGACGACGCCGUCGCCGCGCCCGCGCUGUCCGGGAUCGUCUUCCCGCCCGGGGGCCUCUUCGCGCGCCUCGACGCCUGCUCCCCCAAGGACGGCGCCCAGACGAGGCCCGGCGAGAGGGCCAUCCGCUCGGUCGACGAUCUGCUCACGAGACUCGUCACCUCGGGCCGCGCGCGGUCUGCGGUGCGCAAGAUCCUCCAGGAGGACGGCGGCGGCGGCGGCGGCGGCGUGCAGCUGUAUCUCUUGCCCUUUGACGCCCGCAUGAGCUCCGCACGCGAGUACAGGGUCUUUUGCCCGCCGCCGGGAGGAGGAGGAGGAGGAGGAGCGGAGGAGCAGGCGCACCACCGCAUAUCCGCCAUAAGCCAGUACCAGUGGCACAAGCCCUGGCUGUUUGCCGAGCGCGGCGCGGCGGAGCAGCAGGAGGCGGCGCGGGCGAUCUGGGAGGGCUGCCGGGCCGUGCACGCCAUGAUCGUGGCGGACCUGUCGGCCCAUGGCGACGAUGACAACCACGACAUGGACCUCUUGCUGCGCCGGCAGGGCUUCUCCUUCGACGUCCUGUACGACGAUGCCUCCGUCGGCGGUGGUGGCGGCCGGUGCGAGCUGGUCGAGCUCAACGGGUUCGGCGCGCGGAGCUCGUGCGGCUCUUGCCUGUUCCAGUGGGUGCGGGAUCGCGAGGUGCUGUACAGCAGGACGGGCACGACCUUCAAGGUUACAUGGUGA
This is a messenger RNA of Thyridium curvatum, 1035 nucleotides long. RefSeq lists its product as uncharacterized. The transcript has a single exon. The record is from RefSeq and is a predicted model, not a curated record. NCBI's taxonomy places the organism in Eukaryota, Fungi, Ascomycota, Sordariomycetes, Thyridiales, Thyridiaceae. The coding region runs from base 1 to 1035 and encodes 344 amino acids.